This is a messenger RNA of Giardia duodenalis, 2151 nucleotides long. Its product is annotated as Ankyrin repeat protein 1. Lineage: Eukaryota; Fornicata; Diplomonadida; Hexamitidae. The record is from RefSeq and is a predicted model, not a curated record. Gene Ontology annotation, molecular function: protein binding. The transcript has a single exon. The coding region runs from base 1 to 2151 and encodes 716 amino acids.
AUGGGCUCGGACACAGUGACCGAUUGGUUCAAUGCCGCUUUUGACAAUGAUCACCGCUUCAUCAAAGAAAAUGUUGAAACGUAUGCACGAACCAUAGACUCCACCAAGGAGACAGCGCUCAUGAAGGCUGCCAGACGCAAUUGCGGGUCCGUGGUGGAGAUCCUUUGCGAUCAUGAAUCUGGGCUUUAUAAUAGCCGUGGAGAGAGUGCCCUUAUGCUAGCGAUACAGAACAACAGCGUGGACUGUUUGGGUGUGCUCUGCGAAUACGAGUCUGAACAAAUGAUCUCAAAUGGGGACACGCCCCUCCAUUACGCCAUUCGUAUGGGCUGUGUUGAAGCCAUCUCUUAUUUGACAAGCCGUUAUAAGAGAGCACGCUCUAGGGCCGACCGCACACCCCUCGAGUUUGCAGCUGAGUUGGGGUCCAUUCGCUCUAUCGAGCACUUGCUGGUCUCUGGUACCCCAUAUACACAAUUAGAAAUAGAUCGGGCGAUUGAGCAUGCUCGUGCAUGUGGACAGAUGGUGAUCGUCUCUACUCUCCCGAUCCUUUUUAAGAGGUACUGGCGUGUCGCAAAUUCAAGACAAGACACAGGAGAGCCAGUAACAGUAGAAGAUCUGCGAGCCUUCGAGCCUGAGCCUGCACCUGGAGGGCCUGUCGUUGACGGUCUAGCCCUGAAGAACGCUCUUUUGUCUGCCGGUGUCCCUGUCAGUGAAGCCAACUCUGUUGUCAGGUCUCUCAGCCAGCCGGCAAUCCAAUCUAUGAGGCAGCUCGCUGCUCCAGCUCCGUGCACGGACAGCUUCAGAGAGCUUACUGAUUCUAUGCGACAGCUAGCGUAUCCUAGUAACGAAACACUCGAUCAGAUCCACGAGUCGCAGAAUGGGCCGCAGGUAUUGGCUUCCGCCUAUCAGGAUCCCGGUGCCGAUGGCGUGGAUUAUGCGAACUUCAUGGGGUUCAGAGGGAGACGUGACGACGAGUCGGUGAUUUCGGCCGAUGUCGUGGAUAACAUCGUUGCCGUCAAGAAUGCAGAGAUUGCAAGGCUAGAGGACGCUCUUCGCGAGGCAAAUGCUCGCCUUCGCAUGGCUGAAGGUAACGCGGCUGUGAGUCAGGCUAAUAGGGUCACUGGGACCUCUUCGGGACACAUAGACCGCAAGACACACGAGUAUAUUCCUGGGACAGUGGAGAGCCCACUCAACUAUUGUUCAAACAAGAUCGCAAACGACGGAGGAGACCACCGUGCCGCUUAUCGCGGGGAUGUCUACUCAGCUUCUUGCAGCAUCCAGUCUCCGAGCAGAUCGGGCAGGGCGAGCUCUCGUAGUAGAAGCCGCAGUAGCAGUCGUAGCACAUCUCGCUCGCAUUACGGUAAGGGCUAUAGGCCGGAGGUCAAGCCCCGCACCAACUCGGCGUCGAGCGUUGCUCGGUCUGAUAGCGCUCGUACGUCUCAACUUAAACCUGAGACGCUGAUUCCUCCUAUGUCCCAGAGGCGCUUGCAACCAGGCGCUGCUGGAGACUCUGAUCUGAUAAUUGCAGUGAAGAACGGUGAUAUCAUCAAAUUCAGGAAGUAUCUUCCCCACCAGACAAGACAGGUCGACUCUCGCGGACGCACUGCCCUCAUGCAUGCUGUAGAUCGAAACAACACGCUGAUGAUCACGGAGCUGUGCAACAUAGAAGCAGGAAUUCAGGAUGCGGAUGGCACCACGGCGCUCAUGAUAGCUGCGGCCCUAAAUCUGCCCCUGGCUGUCUCAAUGCUUGUGUCACACGAGAAGCGAUUCACCAAGCGCAUUGACGGCUCCACGGCCCUUAUGGCGGCUGCCUCCAAUGGGAACAUAGAUUGUGUCGAUAUUCUUGCCCGCCACGAAAAGGGCAUUCAGGCCCACGAUGGAUCAACGGCCCUAAUUCAUGCGAUUCGUAAUAAUAGGCGCCGCUGUGCGUGCCUACUCUGGCCACUUGAGCACGCAAUAGCAGACCGUGACGGCAUCUCUCCGCGCGACUGGGCCAAAAGGUUUAACCGUCAAGAGAUUCUCAAGGUGGUAGACUCGCAUACCCCAUCGAACACUGAGGCGAGGUCGAAUAUGUAUCUUCCUCCUACUAUAAAUCCAUCCUAUAUGGUUCGUGAUAUCGAACAUACUGUCAACCUCCUAAACACAAAAAAGUGA